Messenger RNA from Phacochoerus africanus (Common warthog), 1699 nucleotides. Its product is annotated as protein NipSnap homolog 3A-like. The transcript is spliced from 6 exons. Gene Ontology annotation, cellular component: mitochondrion. The record is from RefSeq and is a predicted model, not a curated record. NCBI's taxonomy places the organism in Eukaryota, Metazoa, Chordata, Mammalia, Artiodactyla, Suidae. Bases 134 to 880 code for a protein of 248 amino acids.
UGAGCCACCGAGCCCCGCCCCAGCCUGAUCCGCCAGUCGCCGAGUCGCUGCGCCUGCCAGUCCGGAAGCCAUAGGAGGAGGAAUUUAAGGAUGAAUACUGGCCAUUGUCCUUCUCAGACCUCCAAGCCGCGUCAUGCUUGCUCUCCGAAGCGGCCUGGCUAGGGCCUUGUCCCCGCGGACGCUGGCGCCUCAGGUAUGUUCAUCUUUUGCUACAGGCCCCAGACAAUAUGAUAGAACAUUCUAUGAGUUUUGUACUUAUUGCCUUAAACCUUCAAAGAUGAAUGAGUUUCUGGAAGAGUUAAAGAAAAACAUACAUCUUCGGACAGCUCACUCUGAGUUGAUUGGAUCCUGGACUGUAGAAUUUGGAGGCAGAAUAAAUAAAGUGUUUCACAUUUGGAAGUAUGACAAUUUUGCUCAUAGAUCUGAGGUUCGGGGGGAAGCUGUGGCCAAAGAUAAGGAAUGGCAAGAAAAAUUUCUCAUCCCAAAUCUGGCUCAUAUUUAUAAACAAGAGGUUGAAAUUACUUAUCUGGUGCCAUGGUGCAAAUUAGAAAAACCUCCUAAAGAAGGAGUCUAUGAGUUGGUUAUUUUUCAGAUGAAACCAGGAGGGCCAGCCCUGUGGGGUGAUGCAUUUAAAAGGGCAGUUAAUGCCCAUGUAGAUCUAGGCUACUCAAAACUAGUUGGAGUUUUCCACACCGAAUAUGGAGCACUCAACAGAGUUCACGUUCUUUGGUGGCACGAGAGUGCAGACAGUCGUGCAGCCGGGAGACAUCAGUCUCACGAGGAUCCCAGGGUCGUGGCAGCUGUUCGGGAAAGUGUCAAUUACCUAGUGUCUCAGCAAAAUAUGUUUCUGAUUCCUACAUCAUAUUCGCCAUUGAAAUAAUUUUCCACUGAAACACGAAGCAUUUCAUGAACAAGCAAAGUGUGUCUGCUAAUGGUGCUUAAAUUUUCCCAAGAAAGUCUUAGUUUUAUUUGGAGAAAGUAGUAAGUUAAUUUGCUACAUCUCUGCAUUUUUAACGCUACCUCUGCCUUCUGUCACUACCACCUCAGGAUAGUUCUCUUCAUUUUCCUUACAGCAUUUUGGUGUCUAUUAUAUAUUAGAAAUAUAUAUAUUUAUAUAUACUUACAGGGAUAUAUAAGUAUAUUGCCACUACUUCAUGAUCUUGAUUUUUCAUUUUUUUCAGAAUAUCUUGUUCUCUAUUUUAACAACCCUUUGCUUGAAAGUAUUUUCUUAUAUUCAUAUGAUGAUUUACAUUUCUGUGCCAGACAAUAUUUUUAAAUUAUUUAUAUACAAUGUCUAUCUUUUGAUCAUGUCUGUUUUAGGUGAGAUUUAAAAAAAAAAAAAAUUUGCCCAGUAAAAUUUACUUCACAACAUUAAAUGGGAUUCAUCAGAAUAUUAGAUCAAAUGUAUUUCUUUGCCUUGAGAAGGUACAGUAUCACUUGUAUCAUCUGAAUUAAUUAUAUUUUCACAUUAAUUAUUAGUCACUCAUUUGGAAAUAAAGUAACUAGGUCUGUGUUUUUUAAAAAACUUCAGAAGACUUGUAUUUGCUGAAAUAUGUGCAUUUAUACUUAGUUCUAUUAAUUUUUGUUCAUUUUGGAUAACUGUUUAAUGAAGAUCCUUGGGACAUUUAUUUGUUUUAAAGACAUCUUUAUAUUUAUGGAAAUGCUUGCCCUAAUAAAAGCCUACAUAUGCAUUCUGGGA